Hemibagrus wyckioides is the source of this 1515-nucleotide messenger RNA. RefSeq names its product CD48 antigen-like. The coding region runs from base 94 to 1101 and encodes 335 amino acids. The record is from RefSeq and is a predicted model, not a curated record. The transcript is spliced from 7 exons. Lineage: Eukaryota; Metazoa; Chordata; Actinopteri; Siluriformes; Bagridae.
UGAUCACAAGAUCAUAUUUACAGAUUAAAUUUCACCUCAAAUAAAGUCGAACAUAAGUGUAUCUUCCUUAACCUGAAGAGGAAGCUUUGAUACAUGAUGGCGUUGGUGAUUCAUCUCGUCCUCCUUCUCUCCGUCUUGGUCUCAGUUACAGUGUGCAGUGAUGUUUUUAAGCUGGUUAACAGUUCUGUUAAAUUGGUCAUGCAAAAAAAAAUUGAAAAGUUCUAUGAUAUGGGCUGGAUAUUUAACACGGAAAACAAUAUUGUGAGAUAUAAUGGAAAUACUCCAAGUAAAGUAUUUGGAAGUUAUAAAGACAAGGUGGAGUUCAAUGAGGAAACCUACAGUCUGACACUGAAGAACGUACAGAAGAGUGACAGUGGAAUCUAUGAAGCAAAAGCAAUUGAUGAACAGAUUGUAAAUGUUGCUACAUACCAACUACAUGUGUUUGAUCCAGUGGAGAAACCAGUCCUGUCUGACUCUCUCCAGCAAAGCAAUGACACCUGUAAUGUGACUCUCACCUGUGAAGCUCAGAAGCUCUCAGUAACCUCUCACUGCUACAAUAAUAAUUGUGAUCUGAGGGAAAAGAAAACAUCUGGAGACACGUUCCUUUCCCUCUCACUGCAUGUUAGUAACAACUUCAUCAUCUGUAAUCAUAGCAACCCAGUGAGCUGGAACAAUACAACUAUGGAGAUGAAACAUGUGAAAAAACUCUGCCCUGAUAAAGGAGAUGAGAAUGGUUCUGGGUUAAAUAUGGCUGACACAAAGACUGUUCUAUUACUGACAGGCAUUUCCACCAUCAUCAUCAUCAUGUUCCUCAUCAUCAUAUGUUAUCAGAGGAAAAGAACAACAAAUGUUUUCAACAUGGUCUAUGAAGAAAUUGAGCCUAUGAACAAGGGGGGAAAUAAAGCACAGUCAGAGAACCAUGCAGCUGCUGAUUCUGUGUACUGUACUGUCGGGAUGGCAGCCCAGGCUUGUAGUAAAGAUGCGAGCACUGUAAGCACUGCAAACCCUGGCAGCAAGAAUCAAGGAGCAGAGAGGAACUUUGACUCAUACCGUGGAUUUCAUACCUCAAACCAUUUUUGUUACCGUGAACAAGGCCAGUAAACCUGUCUACAAAGCAUGAACAUGCCUUGUAGCUUUAUGAUUGACAUUUUUAUGCCAUAAAAUAUUCCUCAAACAGCAAAAAAACCUUAAGAAUUCUGGACAAAUGUCAUUUGUACUGAUGAUUAUGGUUAAAGUUGAUGGCUAGAUGAAAGGGUUUCGAGAAAGGGUUUGGUGUAGAUGCAGGUUUUCAAUCCAGUAAAGCAGGAGCCACACUUAAUUCCACCAGUUGGUUUUGAGUAACCUUAGGUGUGGCUUUUGCUUAGUUGGAAUGAAUGUAUGCAGUUUUACAAACUCAAAUUAUAAUUAGAUAUACAUUUUAAUUUGAUUUACAUUUUAAUUGUCUGUUUUAUUUCUUAUUACGUAUCAGCAUAGAUCGCAUAGCAUAUACAAGGAUAGAUCUUUGCUCUCUUAAAA